This is a messenger RNA of Anthostomella pinea, 1932 nucleotides long. The record is from the annotation of a GenBank genome assembly. NCBI's taxonomy places the organism in Eukaryota, Fungi, Ascomycota, Sordariomycetes, Xylariales, Xylariaceae.
AUGCGCUCGAUGGACAACCGUAUGGCCCUCCUCGUAGUGCGCCUCCCGGACAGCCUUAUGGCCCUCCACCUGGUCAUCCCGGCCAUUACCCCCCUGGACCUCAGUCUGGACCACCACGACGUUACUACCUUGGCCCAUCUCAUUCAUAUCCACCUCCUCCGCCUCCGUACUAUCCCCAUCCUGGUCAACCUCAUGGAUAUCAGGGACCUCCCCCUGGAGCGCUUUAUUCUCCAUAUCCCGGGCCGCACUCUGGCAAUGGGCCUCCUGGACAACACGGGCCUCCUAGGCAUCAUGGACCUCCUGGACAGCACGGAGCUCUUGGACAACACGGGCCUCAUGGGCAUCACGGACCCCCUACUGGAGAGUAUGAACCAAACUACGGCCGGCCUCAGUCGGGACCUCCCCAGCAAUAUUAUCCAUACCCGCCUCCGGGUCCAGGUCCUCCAGGUCCUCCGCCGAGUCAGAUCUAUAAGGAAGAUCGAGGCCGGGAUCGACGUGGCCGACAUGGCCGGGACGAUUACCGACAAUACGAAGACAGCCGCUCAGUCGACAAUUGGCAUGGCCAAGAUGAAUGGCGUCGUCCCCCGCCUCCCGAUAAUAGGUGAUCUUGUCCGCGACCUGGAGCCUGGUGAGGUAAACUCUCAGUCACACAAUGGAUCAGACCACGAAGUUUCGAAACCCUCGACUGACACAAAUGGCAAUGAGAGUCCCAAUGAUCCCAACGAGAGCCCCUACUUCGGUUUUCGACAUGACGCAAGAUGUGUCUUCGGGGACCUUGAAUGUGAAGGUGGCAAGGCAGACCCUAUUGCUGCGCCUCUUCCAUCAGAAUGGUUCGACGGUGUCAUGAUUCCUCCUCCUUUCGGCGCCAAAAGUGUCAAGUCAAAAUUCGUCACACCGUCGAAUGUAGACGACUUCUCACAGAGUGUACGCGACACCAAAUCUUGGCAUCACUUGCAGCACCAUCCACUUCUCGUGGACCCCGAGGACAUUCGGAUGGAGAAGCUAGAGGAUUACGAAAGAGCACUUCGUCAAGGACCCGUGCAGAACCGCGACCGGAAUAACAAUCACAAAGGGAAAGGCCGUGGAAAGCGUUGGGAUCCUCCGGGUCGCCCCUUCAAGAACCACAAUCGUGAUUACUCGCGUGAUGUCCCGCGUAACGAGCGCCAUGGGCGACCUGAAUCCAGAAAACGACGGUGGGAUGGCUCGCAUAACCAUCCUGAUGCCCGUCAAUGGGACAAGCCCGAGGCUGAAGUCCAGUACGACGAGCUUGCGCUUAAGUAUGGCGAGCCUGAGUACAAGAGACCCAAACCUGCCUCUCCUGAACCGGGCGAAGUGGCUGAACCCAGCAAACAAGAGCCCACCUCGCGAGAACCAACCUCGCAAGAACCGAGACCAGGCACACCUGUGAUCCCCGUGGAUGAUCCUGCGUGGGCACCCGAAUCAGCAGAGGUCGCUAGAGACAAGCCAGAGCCGAGCAAUCGCGGAAAUGAGAACAGGGCGACAACCUCAGAGAUCCAGGGUCCCUCUGAACGUGAGACCAGGGCCAGUAGUGAGCCCAAGGACUGGGACAGAGACGCCUUUGUGGCCUCCAAACUCUCCGAGUUCGAACUUAGGAAUCAGAAUGGGGAGCGUCCGCCGACACCUCCGCCUCCGCCUCCUGGCCGUCCUCCGUCCAGUAGGAGUAGGCGUAGCUCUCGAAGCUACAGAGGCAGCCACCCCAACAGCCGCCGCUCAUCUUUCGGUGCGCACCUUGCUGACUCUAUGGAGUCACCCCUGACUCCUACAGAGCUCGAGCUGCUUGGCAUGGGGAGACCUUCGACCAGUGGUAGUGACACCGGACGAGACUCACCUAAGCGGCAGUCUGAUGAUGUUACUCCUAAAUUCAGACGCCGACAACCCAAGGUGCAUGACGCAUAUUCGCGUCGUUGGUAG